AUGUACCAGCCGAUUAUGCGGGAGGAGCUGCAGGCGCGCCUGCCCAACUUUGACCCGGCGCGGGAUCCCCAAGUGGGGGAAUGGGUGCUCGUCCGCCCGUCCCGCCGCGCCGCCCUUGUGCGCCCGUUAGCGCGGCUGGCGGCGGACCGAGCACUGCGGCCCGUCUACCCGUUCCUGGCGGGCGGCCCUCCUGCCGGCGCGCCGUCCUCGGCGUCGCCGGCGGCAGCGGCGGAGCCCGCGGCGACCGCCCACGUGGAUCCCCGCCACAUCUUUCCGGCCUUGGACGAGGUGUGCCGCAAGUAUCGCCGCCGUCGCCUGCAAACUGUCGCCGCCGUCGGCAGCGAGAAGGACGAGGCGAAUAUCCAAAGCGACGGCGAUGAAGAGGAGGAUGAGACCACGCUUUACUUAAAUCCGCGAGCUUUACUGUUAACACCAUGCGCACCGGCGGUGUUUGGUGGCUCCGACUUUAUCGAGGGGCUGGACAAAGCCACCGGCCGUGUGGUGUUUCUAAACUGGAAAACAGGGGAGAUGCGCACGGAUAGCUUGGCCCUACAGCCAAGACCAACACCGGAGUGGGCCGAGGAGGUGGUGGAAAAGGCAAUGAAGGAAUGGGAGGAUUGGCAGCGGCGGGACAGGAACGCGUUGCAAUCGCGGGAAACAGACUGUGAGGCACCACCGUUUCGGAAGGCGCGAACCGAGUGA
Molecule: messenger RNA, 702 nt
Organism: Trypanosoma conorhini
Lineage: Eukaryota; Euglenozoa; Kinetoplastea; Trypanosomatida; Trypanosomatidae
Exons: 1
Coding region: 1-702 (233 amino acids)
Source: RefSeq, a predicted model, not a curated record